CCCUUUGACACGGCAUGGUCUUUCUCCCACCGAAAAAAAUAAUAAUGAGAGAGAAACAAAAGCAAAAGUACUAAGCUGGGUCAGGUCUCAGGUGGGAGUUGGUAAAACGUUUGAAAGAGAGGGAACAAUCAUCAAGAACACACAGAGAGUUGAGAGAGAUACGCAAUGGAGAAAGUGAAUCAAACAUUUUAUUUAUCGCAUGGAUCUCCCAGGUUGAGCAUAGAUGACACUUUGGAGGCAAGACAGUUCUUCAAGUCAUGGUCCGAAAAAGUUCUUCAACAUAAACCCAAAUCGAUCUUGAUAAUCUCCGCACACUGGGACACCGAGUUUCCAACUGUCAACACUGUUCUCCGCAACUCCACCAUCUACGAUUUUAAUGGUUUCCCUGAUCCCAUUUACAAGCUGAAGUAUGAAGCACCAGGAGCUAUUGAACUGGGGAAAAAGGUUAAAGAAUUGCUAAUGGGGGCAGGAGGAAUGAAGCGUGUUGAUGAAGAUACAGAGAGAGGACUUGAUCAUGGAGCUUGGGUUCCUCUUAUGUUGAUGUAUCCAGAGGCGGAUAUACCUGUUUGUCAACUCUCUGUUCAGUCAUCUCAAAGUGGGACUUACCAUUACAACAUGGGCAAAGCAUUGGCUCCACUGAAAGAAGAAGGUGUUCUUAUCAUUGGAUCUGGAAGUGCCACUCAUAACUUGAAGAAGCUUGAAUUUAGCAUCCCUAAUGGCUCACCGGUUCCUUGGGCUUUGGAGUUUGAUCAUUGGCUCAGAGAUUCUCUCCUUCAAGGAAGAUAUGGAGAUGUGAAUGAGUGGGAAAAGAAAGCUCCAAAUGCGAAAAUGGCGCAUCCAUGGCCAGAGCAUUUCUACCCAUUACACGUUGCAAUGGGUGCAGCAGGUGAUGCUGCAAAGGCGGCGCAAAUCCACACUAGCUGGCAAUUUGGUACUGUAUCUUAUUCUUCUUAUAGCUUCACCUCUUCCCCUUGAAACAUUUCAUCUCUAUCUCCUUGACUUGUUGUGUAUCUACUUUAAUGUAAGCCUUGUGUAUUUCACCUAUCUCUAAUAAUGCCAAUCCUUCCUUGUGCGAAAAUUCAAACUCCUCUUUGUGAAUUGCAAUGACAAGAAAACAACAUUUUAGAUUGGUUUCUGUAUAUAAUGGGACUGUAUUAAAGUGGCUGAAAUGUUGUUUAUGAUUGAAUAA
Molecule: messenger RNA, 1189 nt
Organism: Brassica napus (rape)
Lineage: Eukaryota; Viridiplantae; Streptophyta; Magnoliopsida; Brassicales; Brassicaceae
Product: extradiol ring-cleavage dioxygenase
Exons: 3
Coding region: 166-975 (269 amino acids)
Molecular function (GO): ferrous iron binding; zinc ion binding; oxidoreductase activity, acting on single donors with incorporation of molecular oxygen
Source: RefSeq, a predicted model, not a curated record